ACAAGCAAUAUGCUUGAACUCUGCAACCAGUGUUACAACAUAAAUUACAAUUCGGUGAUCAUGUGGACAAACAGAAUUUCCAGUCGUAUGCGAAGAAAGGAAGACAAAGAGUGGGGUUGCAUUGAAUUUUACGGCUUAUUCGACGAACAGUCGACAGUUCGUCAUGACGACAAACCACGGAGAGAUAAUAAACGACGCUGGACAAUCCUAUUUCAUCGACUGGAUUUAGUUUCCAUUGAUUGGGACCUCGCAUCUUAUCGUACGGCGUUGUGAAACGGCAAACGUACUGUCAAUUCAUAUUGGGCGUGGACAUUUUAGUAGCGUUUCUUUUUUUUCUUUCUAGUUUCACUUAAUUGACGCUAGUGACGUAUCAAGCCUCGAAGUUUUGCUUCUCCAGCCGUGUGUGUUAGCAAUAGUUGCGUCCUUCGUGAAACUCGUUGUACGUCACAAAGCAGUGACGUACAGUUGCGAAACGAUCAAAGACGAAUCGAAGACGAUGAACGGAGCUACAAGAUGUUAACUUACAAGAUGUCAUUUUUUGAAUGGGUUACAAAAGCUCGUGGCACGCUGUAACACGUUCAGUGUAUUGUUUCAUGUGACAUGCUUUUUUAUGAGGAAUGUUGAAACAUCAAAACUGUGUGGAAGUUCUAGUUCCAGCUGUGGCCUUCGGAGGAGCGUAGCGUCACCGGCAGUAGUGUCCAAGGCAGUGUCGUAUAAUCACUAUGAAAUUAAUGUGUAUGUUGUGAACGAAUUUUCAUAAUUAUAGAAUUUCUAUAUCGCGUAAUUGUAUAUUGUGUAAGUUUGGUGCGUGGCAUGCGUUAACGAUUUGGUAACAGUAAAAUUUCUGAAAGUUUCCGUUCACCGACAUCUUUGCCUCCGAGAAUCGACGAAGAAAACUCAUCUACAAAGACGCCAUGUUACAAGUUGGUGAUGAUCAGAGGCGCUGACAAAGUGACCGCGGCCAACAAAAACGAUGAUUUGUCCGAGUAAUUCCGUAUGAUAAACUUGUGUACUGGUAUGGUAACAGUGCAGCAACAUCAGCAAACGAUACCGGACGGGAACCAAUUUCUGAAAGAUCAGGACCAAAUAAGCAACAUCACAAAUGUAGAUCGCGAUACCGAAAAUUGUGCCGAUAUAGUUAAUUCUGCUAAGAACUCCGCGGUUAGUGUCACCGAAAAUGGUAGCCUUACCGAUUCUUCUACGCAGUGCAGUAACAUAGAGGACGACGAUGAAGAAAAUGAAACGGAUAUCGAAGAAGGAGAUUGGGUACCUGACUUACCUGUGCCAGUGGUGUUUCAGCAGCACCAGCAAGUGACCACUGCGGAUGGCAAUGUGGUAUUACCUAAUGCAGACGUCUCGAAUUUUGGUGAUGUGCGCGUAAAAAAUUCGGCUAAUGUGCAUCUUGGUAACAAGACCUUUUAUAAAGGUCCAGUGACAAUAAAACAGUUCGUUUAUACGAACACAGCUUCGAUACCGGAGUCCGAUACGGUGGAGAGCGAUAAUGUUCGAGCAUCAGAUGUCCACAUAUCUGAUUUGUCAACUAUUAAGGAAGAUUCAACAGCUAACAGCUCGAUCUUAUCAAAAAAUCCUGAUCUCGAUAACGUAACAAAAUGGUUAUGGACCUGGCGAUGUGCAACGUUUUUGUGUAUACUAGCUUUAUUUUUUGUAACUACUGUGGUCAUAGCCAGUGUAUAUCUCACUCGCAAUUCUACAAUCCCGCCAACUCUAGUUUUCCCGGAAAUACCUGAUUCUUUGCUUGGAGAUGUUAAAGUAAGAAAUGUCCGCUUCAUUGAACGAGGCGAAUGGAUUGCACAACCACCUACAGAACCAUUAAUAAAAAUGAAACUUCCAGUACCGUAUGUGAUUAUCAGUCAUACUGCAACUGAAUUUUGUACGACACAGUCGGACUGUACAUUUCAUGUUCGAUUUACACAAACGUUUCACAUAGAAUCUAAAAAAUAUGCAGAUAUCGCUUAUAACUUUAUUGUUGGUGGCGAUGGAUACGUAUACGUUGGACGCAGUUGGGAUUAUAUGGGUGCUCAUGCCUUUGGAUACAAUAAUAAAAGUAUAGGUAUUUCUUUUAUCGGGACAUUCAACACCGUGAUACCACCCAAAAUACAACUGCACGCUGCACAACGAGUUAUCGAAUUAGGCGUAGAAAAUGGUAAAAUUGCGAAGGACUAUAAAUUAUUAGGACAUCGACAAGUCUCGAGAACUUUAAGCCCAGGUGAUGCGUUAUACAGUAUCAUUAAAACCUGGCCUCAUUGGUCACCAUCGCCAUAAACA
Molecule: messenger RNA, 2286 nt
Organism: Eufriesea mexicana
Lineage: Eukaryota; Metazoa; Arthropoda; Insecta; Hymenoptera; Apidae
Product: peptidoglycan-recognition protein LC
Exons: 4
Coding region: 997-2283 (428 amino acids)
Biological process (GO): peptidoglycan catabolic process
Molecular function (GO): zinc ion binding; N-acetylmuramoyl-L-alanine amidase activity
Source: RefSeq, a predicted model, not a curated record